ACUGAAACUGACAUUUGGACCUUCAACCCGUUGAACCCCAGUGAAGUCCACUAUAUGGAGAAAAAUCCUGGAAUGUUUUCAUGUUUUCAGGAAAUUAUAUUGUCAAACAUGCAAACUCUAAACCACGGCACUCCACAUAUUCUGCUAUUUGCACCACGUCAAAUCUUGUUUUAUUUAUUUUUAUGCAGUUUUUUGAUUGAGGGAGAAGUGUGGAGUUUUUGCUAUUUUAUACAUGAAUUGAAGCAAAGUUUCUGGAGCUUCAGUUUUCUCAUUAAGAUGCACAAGUUUCCUCAUUCUCACACAUUUCACAUUCAAAAUCAAGACUAAUGAAGACAUAACAAAUGAAUGAAUCAGAGUUGAUGCACUACCUGUUCUCCUGAGGGUCUCCUGUGAAUCUCUGCCUGAUUGAUCCGAUUACCUGGAAGAAAAAGCAGCUGAUUUGAGCGUACAGAGACUUUCAGGAGAGCUUUUCACAGUCCAGGUUUGCAUACUUGGCAUCUAGUGACGAUGACGUGGACGGUGGGUCUCAGUAACCUGGUGUUAGCGGUCUACGGAUUCACGCUGAUUAUAGGCCUUCCCGCCAAUAUCUUGGCUUUUUACACUUUCUUCCAGAAGAUCCGCCAGCGCUCCACCCCGAUGGACGUGCUGUUACUCAGUUUAACCAUCUCCGACCUGAUCUUCUUCUUUUUCCUGCCAUUUCGAAUGGUGGAGGCAGCCAACAUGAAAUGGACAAUGCCGUACUUCCUCUGCCCACUGUCAGUAUUCAUCUUCUACUCCGUCAUCGGCAACAGCACCUUACAUCUGAUGGCCAUCAGUGUGGAGCGAUACCUGGGUGUAGCUUUCCCAAUUAAAUACAAGCUGAAACGCAAGCCUCGAAAUGCCGUGAUAGCCAGCGUCAUGUUCUGGGUGGUUUCCAUGGCGCACUGCAGCAUCGUCUACAUCAUGCAAUACCACAAUCAUUUGAACCCCAACAUCACCGAUCCAUCGAAGCGUAACACCUGUUAUAAAGAAUUCAACACCGAGCAGCUCAAGAUCCUCCUGCCAGUUAGCCUCGAGGUUUCUAUUGUUUUCUUCUGCAUUCCUUUUCUCAUCUGCUGCUUCUGCUACAUCAAGUGCAUCUGCAUACUUUCCCGUCUAUCCAAAGUUCACGCCAAGAAACGGUAUAGAGCUAUCGGGAUGCCGUUGGGAACGCUUCUGGUCUUUGUUAUCACUUUCAUGCCCUUCAGCGUCUCAUAUGUGAAGGAAUAUGUCAGUGGCUACAGCGCUAAUUGGAGAAAAUAUGCUCUGCUCACCAGCACGCUGCAUGCAUGUCUCGACCCUUUCAUAUUCUACUUCUCUUCUUCAGCACUCAGAGAGACUUUCAAGAAGGUGUUGCAGGAGCUGGUGAGGCGGCUGCUUCCUCCCUGCUGCCGCUCAGCUCUCUGCUGCCCUUUAUUCAACCGUGGGAAUCAGAGGAAUGAAAACACAGUUCUGAUGACAGAAUCUGCUAACAUAUCAAGCCAGGUUUUGCUUUGAUUGAUGUGCUUUGCGUUGCCUGCAUAUGCAUCUUCAAUGAAUGACAUUCUGUCCAAAGCCAAUUCUAUUAUGCCACCGUGACCCAAUGCUUUAUGGAUGGACAGAUGGACUGCUUAAAAAUUGUUUUGGAAGAGAAAAUCAAGCAUGCACAUGAUGAUUGCACUAAUAUUUUUCUUAAAUCUGUCAUCAGCACAAUUUUAUUCACAAUGAAAUAAAAAGCUCGACCAGUGUGUGAACAAAUUACAAUGCAAAAUCUAACAUUCAAAUACGCAGCAUUUACUUACAGCAUUGCUAUGAUCAUAAUCAAGAUACUCUGAUACAACUUUGUGAAACAAGCUGUUUUUGUUACUAAUUUUUCAAUAAAUUUUGUGAUUAGGCUUCCGUUCUUUAUUCUUUCAUUCUGAACCAUUUACUUGUUGCUCAUGAAUGCUGUUUAUUUAUUUUCUUUGCAGCACUCAAUAUAAAGUUUUAAAAUUGCCAUCUCUUUAGAUAGACCAACACAAACUCCUGUGAUGUCACUUCCUGUCUCUGUUUGGAGUUAUACAGCGUGUGGAGGUACAAGUUUGAUUUGUAAUCAUUUAUUUAAAUUUUUUUCUAUAUGUUUUAUCUGUUCUCUUUAUAAUGGCUAAUAAGUAAUCUAAUUUAUUGUCACAUAAUGUGAAUACUGGGUGUCACUGAAACAGAUUCUGAACAGUUCCAUGUAUUUUUCUGUCUCGGAUGUCAGAUUUUGGUUAUUACUUUGGUUAAUGUCAAAGUUUAGUUUUUUACCUCAUUAAGUGAAGUUCCUAAACGUAAUUUAGGGAGGAGCAAGCCCAUCUAAUCUUCCAAUCAACAGCCAGAGUAUAUAAGCAGCUGCUUACCUCUCUUCAGUCUCAGCUAUUCCUCCACCUCCCCAAACUCCACCUUCAUCUCAGGUACCUUGCCCUAUGUAAUCAUAUCCUAUAUUUAUUCACUUUGGUGGGUAUAUCAGAGCUCGAGUUGAGGCUGCUUCAUCGAGCCCUUCCUCAGUGAACAGCAAGCCAAAUUAGCUAACCUAAUACUCUAAAGAUUAUAUGGGCAAACAAACUCAUUAAAUGACAACAAUGUUGUGUCUGUGUCUACAUUUUAGCAGCUGCAUUUGCAAGAUGUUUUUAUUUUAGACCUGAUGGGAUGGUUUUCAGGGUUUUAAACAAAUGCCGAACAGAGGAGAGUUUGCUGGCAAAAAGAGAACACGUCAGAGCUCGUAAUAUAACAAGAUUUAGCAAUGGCUUAGCUACAGUAACAUUUUCAGCUAGUCAGCUUGAGAUCUUUUCCAUUUAAAC
Megalobrama amblycephala (Wuchang bream) is the source of this 2816-nucleotide messenger RNA. RefSeq names its product free fatty acid receptor 3-like. NCBI's taxonomy places the organism in Eukaryota, Metazoa, Chordata, Actinopteri, Cypriniformes, Xenocyprididae. Gene Ontology annotation, cellular component: plasma membrane. Bases 508 to 1515 code for a protein of 335 amino acids. The transcript has 2 exons. Gene Ontology annotation, molecular function: G protein-coupled receptor activity. Gene Ontology annotation, biological process: cellular response to fatty acid; G protein-coupled receptor signaling pathway. The record is from RefSeq and is a predicted model, not a curated record.